CACUCGGGGAGGGGGUGGGAAUUCCCGACGUGAGACCGGAACCGAGCGGAUACCAUGUAGUGAGACCCUCGCGAGGUCUGAGAGUUAUUGGAGCUACCACAAGCACCAUGGGGCCCUGGGGAGAGCCAGAGUUCCUGGUGUGGCGCCCAGAGGCAGUAGUUUCAGAGCCACCAGUGCCUGUGGGACUGGAGGUGAAGCUGGGGGCUCUGGUUCUGCUGUUGGUGCUCACCCUUCUCUGCAGCCUGGUGCCCAUCUGUGUGUUGCGCCGGCCUGGCUUUAGCCAUGAAGCAUCAGCUUCCCGCCAGAAAGCCCUGAGCCUAGUGAGCUGCUUCGCAGGAGGUGUGUUUUUGGCCACUUGUCUGCUGGACCUUCUGCCUGACUACCUGGCUGCCAUAGAUGAGGCCCUGGCUGCCCUGCACGUGACGCUCCAGUUCCCCCUGCAAGAGUUCAUCCUGGCCAUGGGCUUCUUCUUGGUCCUGGUGAUGGAGCAGAUCACACUGGCUUACAAGGAGCAGUCCGGGCCACCACCUCGAGAGGAGACAAGGGCUCUGUUGGGAACAGUGAACGGUGGACCUCAGCAUUGGCAUGAUGGGUCAGGGAUCCCACAAGCAAGUGGAGCUCCAGCCCCCUCAGCCCUACGUGCCUGUGUACUGGUCUUUUCCCUGGCCCUGCACUCAGUGUUUGAGGGGUUGGCCGUGGGGCUGCAGCGAGACCGAGCUCGGGCCAUGGAGCUGUGUCUGGCUUUGCUACUCCACAAGGGUAUCCUGGCUGUCAGUCUGUCACUGAGACUGCUGCAGAGCCACCUACGGGUGCAGGUGGUGGCUGGCUGUGGAGUCCUCUUCUCAUGUAUGACACCUCUUGGCAUUGGGCUGGGUGCAGCUCUGGCAGAGUCAGCUGGGCCUUUGCACCAGCUGGCCCAGUCUGUGCUGGAAGGCAUGGCAGCUGGCACCUUCCUCUAUAUCACCUUCCUGGAAAUCCUACCCCAAGAGCUGGCCACUUCUGAGCAGAGGAUCCUCAAGGUCAUUCUGCUCCUAGCAGGCUUUGCCCUGCUCACUGGCCUGCUCUUUGUCCAAAUCUAGUAGGCUUCAAGAGAAGUGCAGGGGUAGUUGACUGUCAACUGCCCCUGUCCUUCCUCCCCUCCCCCAGUGUGUGAGGAAUAGGAAGUAAUGGUGAAGGGAGGUACUAAGGACCAAAGAGUUCUCUGGGAGGUAGGGAUGAGCAUCUGGGACUAUGACUCAUGAGAAGGAAGUGGGCAGAAAAGAGGCUGGCCCCAGACCCAAAGAACAAGAGAUGGCCAAGUCACUAGGAACAUGAUCAGGUAAUACUAGGAUUGGGGCAGACCCUGAAUGCUAGAAUCAGAGGUUGGAUACUACAUCUAAGGAGAAGCUAAGGAUGGAGGGAGUAGUGGGGGGAUGGGAGUGGAGGCAGGCAGCCAGCUGUUGUGGAAUAAAGGUAUGGAGAGGGCAUAGGCCCAGAGUGAGCACUCUGUUGGUUCUAGCUCAGUUUAACUCUCUGCCAUUUGAAGUGAUCCUGUUCUACUUUUCACACCUCCUACUCAUAUAUAUCUCCCUCUUCCCUUCUCCCAGGGGACUAGUGCCAAAUGGUCUCUCUCUGCCAGUUUUGAUACCUUCUCUGGCCUCUCCAGUCCUGUCCACUCCUCUAUUUUUGAAGUGCCAACUCCCCUACUCCUUUUCUGAAAGCACAGUGAUAUUGCACUGGGCCCUGCCCAGCACCUCAGUGGAGGAGGCCUAUUUGCUCUUUUAUUUUGGUCCCAGAAUCUGGAGUGGAGCAGAAAUGUUUCCUGGGCUGGGCUGGGGUUUGAGGAGAGCGACAUCCACUCACCGCUGCUGCAUUCUAGGAAUAUGGGAGGUGGACAUGGUGCCCCAUGCCCAGAUAAUAAACUCUGAGCUGCCAAAACUUUUUUUAUACCUGAGAAACUCAAGGGGAAGGGAAAUGCCCAUCCCAGGGAUAUUUUUUGGGUAGGGAGGGU
Messenger RNA from Castor canadensis (American beaver), 1990 nucleotides. RefSeq names its product solute carrier family 39 member 1 (gene Slc39a1). The record is from RefSeq and is a predicted model, not a curated record. Gene Ontology annotation, cellular component: plasma membrane. Gene Ontology annotation, molecular function: zinc ion transmembrane transporter activity. Lineage: Eukaryota; Metazoa; Chordata; Mammalia; Rodentia; Castoridae. Gene Ontology annotation, biological process: zinc ion transmembrane transport.